AUGGGGUCCCCAAAUUCCUCAUCACUCUCUCCACCACCAAAUCCUCCUCUCUGUCUCUCUCUCUCUUUUACUCUUGAUCUCCCUCGUCUCUCUCUCUGAAACCCUAAAUACCCUCGUGCUCUUCUUUUGUCUCCAUUCUCUCUGUGUCCUCAUUCUCUCAAGCUUCUUUUCUUGUGUUCUUUGAAAGACUCUCACUUUUGGUAUAUUUUGGAUUAUUCUACGGUUUCUUGUUGACAUGCGUGGUGGGUCAGAACUGGAGUUGGGGAAGAAGAGUAAUAAUGUUCCGGCUGAGAGUGAGCUGGAAUUGGGAUUAGGGCUCUGCCUCGGCGGCGGCGCGUGGAGAGAGCGUGGUAGGAUUCUUACGGCUAAGGAUUUUCCUUCUGUUGGCUCUAAACGCGCUGCUGAUUCUUCCUCUCACCCAGGAGCUUCUCCUCCUCGUUCAAGUCAAGUGGUCGGAUGGCCACCAAUUGGGUCACACAGGAUGAACAGUUUGGUUAAUAACCAAGCUAUGAAGGCGGCUAGAUCAGAAGAAGAAGAAGAUAGGAAGAAGAAAGUGGUGAAGAAUGAUGAGCUCAAAGAUGUGUCAGUGAAGGUGAAUGGGAAAGUUCAGGGUUUAGGGUUUGUUAAGGUGAAUAUGGAUGGUGUUGGUAUAGGCAGAAAAGUGGAUAUGAGAUCUCAUUCGUCUUACGAAAACUUGGCUCAGACGCUUGAGGAAAUGUUCUUCGGAAUGACAGGUACAAGUUGUCGGGAAAAGGCUAAACCUCUAAGGCUUUUAGAUGGAUCUUCAGACUUUGUACUGACUUAUGAGGACAAAGAAGGAGAUUGGAUGCUUGUGGGCGAUGUUCCGUGGAGAAUGUUUAUCAACUCGGUGAAAAGGCUGCGGAUCAUGAGAACCUCAGAAGCUAAUGGACUUGCACCAAGACAUCGAGAACAGAAGGAGAGACACCCUGUUUAGCUUCCCCUACCAAAGCUGGCAUUAUUUUAUGGUUUUUUUCUUUCUGAGUUUUGCAAGUUUUACUCAAUACUUUUUGAAGAAAGUAUACCGGAGAAUCGAUAAAAGCAAGCACAACCUUAGAUUUGAUUUUAAUCCGGGUUUUGGCAUAUGGUUGUUCUUUAGGUUCAUUCAAUUCGAAGUUCUUUGUGUUCUUCUUUCGCUGUGUGUAUCAGUUUUCUCUGUUCUCCUCACAGAGUGCUCUUGUUUAUUUUCUUCUUUCAUAUUGUGUAUAUAUAGUUGAAGCUAUCUAAAUGUGAUAAGAUUUAUGUUUCUCUUUGGGUGUUGCUGAUUUUAAGGAAUGGAUAUCACUUACCUUCA
Molecule: messenger RNA, 1312 nt
Organism: Camelina sativa (false flax)
Lineage: Eukaryota; Viridiplantae; Streptophyta; Magnoliopsida; Brassicales; Brassicaceae
Product: auxin-responsive protein IAA12
Biological process (GO): regulation of DNA-templated transcription
Cellular component (GO): nucleus
Source: RefSeq, a predicted model, not a curated record